Sander lucioperca (pikeperch) is the source of this 3175-nucleotide messenger RNA. RefSeq names its product calpain-8-like. Gene Ontology annotation, molecular function: calcium-dependent cysteine-type endopeptidase activity. The transcript has 20 exons. The record is from RefSeq and is a predicted model, not a curated record. Gene Ontology annotation, cellular component: cytoplasm. Gene Ontology annotation, biological process: proteolysis. The coding region runs from base 15 to 2189 and encodes 724 amino acids. Lineage: Eukaryota; Metazoa; Chordata; Actinopteri; Perciformes; Percidae.
CAAACACUGCAGCAAUGCCUCCUCCCGGUGUGUGUCUGAACAUUAUGGAGGCUCGUCAAAAGCAACACGGUUAUGGUAGCUUCACCAACCCUGACAGGUUCUUCAACCAAGACUACCAGGAGCUGAAACAGUGCUGUGUCACCCAAGGAGUAAAAUACAUCGAUCAAACGUUCCCCCCUAACAGGAACUCCAUUGGCAAAGGGAUACUGAGACCCUCUGACCUGGCCCGUGUUGUGUGGCUGAGACCAGAGAAAAUUGCUCCUUGUCCAGCCUUCGUACUUGAUGGGGUCUCCAGGUUUGACUUUGCUCAAGGAGUACUUGGAAACUGCUGGUUUCUUGCAUCUAUCGGAGCUCUAACAUUCCAGGACGACAUCCUUGGACAAGUUGUUCCUCUUGAGCAAAACUUUGAUGAGAAAUACUGCGGGCUGUUCCACUUCAGGUUCUGGAGAUUUGGAAGGUGGAUGGAUGUUGUCAUUGAUGACAUGCUACCGACAAUCAAUGGGAAACUAAUCUUUGUUCACUCUAAAGACCAAAAUGAGUUCUGGCCUGCUUUGAUGGAGAAAGCCUAUGCCAAAGUGUGUGGUUCCUAUACCGACAUGAAUGCUGGAACUCCUGCAGAGGCUAUGAUGGACUUCACAGGUGGUGUUCACAUGUGUAUCAAUCUGUCAGAUCCCCCUGCAAACCUGUGGACGCUAAUGUGCAGAGCUGGCCUAUCCAAGUCACUGAUGGGCUGUGGCACACCCCAAGGGGAGACACCUGCCAACAACAAAUUGCCAAAUGGGUUGAUCCAAGGCCAUGCCUACACUGUCACGGGUGUGAAACAGAUGAUAAGCCGAGGGAAACCAGUAAACCUGGUGCGUUUGUGGAACCCCUGGGGCCAAGGAGAGUGGACUGGAGACUGGAGUGAUCAGUCAUCUCUGUGGAAAACCGUGAGUGCUAAAGAUCGUGAAAUGUGCCAAUCAGUGGAUGAUGAUGGAGAGUUUUGGAUGACACUGGAAGACUUCUGUAAGUUCUACUCAGAUCUUGACAUCUGCUCCCUAUAUCCCGACUUCCUUGAUGGAAAUUCCUCUCACUGGAAGACCUCCAUGUAUGAGGGCAGAUGGGUUGCAGGAACAACUGCUGGGGGUUGCAUGAAUAAUAAAGACAGUUUCUGGACUAAUCCUCAGUUUCGGGUCAAGAUUGACGGUGAAUAUUCGGAGAUAGAUGGAGAGAAAAACGUGCUGGUAUCUCUCAUGCAAAAGUCUGACAAGAGGAACAGACACCUGGUCCAAAAUCUCCACAUUGGUCUCACUGUAUUUGAGGUAAAUAUUAGCCUUUUAAACCUUCUCCAUCCACAUUGUGCAGCUCAGGUAAAUGAUAUAAACUGCAGAGAACUGAAAAUAAUAUAUUUUUUACUACAGUACAAGGCGCAGAAGGGAAAAUUCCCAGCCUCUUUCUUCAGAAGCCACGCACCUGUUGCCCAAACUAAAACCUACAUGAAUGCACGUGAUGUGAUGGAGUUCCUUUUGCUAAAGCCUGGUGAAUACGUGAUUGUGCCGUCCACCUUCAAUCCCAAUGAGAUAUCCUCCUUCAUCCUGACCAUCCUCUCCAAGGAAGAGACCCACGGCUAUGAGAAUUCUGAUGGCGAUAAUCACAAACAAAGGGAAGUAGAAGAGCCCAUGCGAACCGAAAACGUAGAGGAUGACGACAAAAAGAGAACCUUUUUCAGUCAAUACUCUGACAAGUAUGAAGAAGUCGAUGCUGAGCAGCUCCAUAGGCUUCUAAAUGAAAACGUUCUGAAAGGAGACUUGAAAUCUGGAGGAUUCAGCAUUGAUGCCUGUCGCAGCAUGGUUGCUCUGAUGGAUACAUCAAUCACCGGCAAACUGAACGGUGAGGAAUUUGUUCGUCUGUGGAAGGUGGUCAUCACAUACAAGGACAUUUUCUUCUGCACAGAUGUUUCACAAACAGGGACACUGUCACUGAGUGAGCUGAGGAACGCAAUCAUGGUUUCAGGAAAGAGGAUCAGAGAUGACAUGCUGAAUUUGAUGGCUGUGCGCUACGGUGGCUCCUCUGGACAAAUAACGCUGGAGAGCUUCAUCAGUCUAAUGCUUCGCUUUGACUGCAUGAACCAAAUCUUCAGCCAGUUGUCUGAUGGGACGAACAUGACUCUUCGUGGAUCAGAGUGGAUGUACCUUUCAAUGUACACCUAAGAGAAGAUGGACUGCAGGAUUCAUUUGGAAUUACAGCAGUAGAUGAUGUAAAGGAAAUACAAAAGGUGUUAUUCUGCAAAUUAACUAUUACAUGGUAUGAAACAAGGUAUUCAUUUCUAAAUUUGCUAAUAUUAGGGGUGUAACAUGUAAUGUAAUGUAACAAACAUUGUGUCCUCCUAUCUGACUUGUUGCCUUUCCUGUGUCUCUCUUUUCUACUGCAAAGUAGAGUGGGAGAACAACUGGAAGGAACAUGCACAGUGUGGCUACUUUGCUUCCCUGUUAUAGACAGUACCUGUUAGAAAAAAAUAUGAUACUCUUCUUCUCUCUGUUAGUAUUAAACUGUUUGCAUAACAACUAGCCAAAAUACUGCUGAUAUUCUCAUGAGAAAAAUCUUGGGAGCCACUUCCUGACCUUGUGGGAGACAACAACAUCAUUUCAUAUUAUGAUUUCAUUCUUCACUCAUAGAAAGCUGCUGUAGAAGGCUUUCGUCAGUCAUUUUUCUGUACUUAUGCUGUGAAGUGCUGUAAAAUUUGACUCUACUUGCAAGUUAAUGAACUUUGAGACAUUUUCAGUGAUUCUGUCUCUUGAUAAAUAAUUAUCAUAACAGUACCCAAAAUGCACAUAGCAUUGAAUACUACAAAAUACAAUUUUUGGACUGUAUCUCAUGAGUGCGCUGUUAUUCUAACUAAGGUUCAAAAUGUUACAUUUGUUACAAAUGCUGUUUAGAAGUGAAAAUAUAUGUUGUUACUUAAAGUGAAUACAAGUGUAGAGCACUAUAGCACAGCUGUGUCAAAAACACAAGUGGAUCAUAAACACAAAAAUUGUAUGAACUCAAUUUUUGUUUUAUUGUUACAUCCCUACUAAAUGUAAUGUGAAAUACAAAAUAUGUGAAAAUAUGACCUUUUUUUAAGUCUAACUUUAAGUCUCUCAGAUGUAAGCUACUUUUUUCACUCUGUACUUUACAAAAUAAAGACAUUAUGCAAACA